AUGGCCGACACCGGGAAGCCAAUGUUUGCUGAUUCUGAACGAGUGCUAUGCUAUCAUGGGCCGCUUCUUUAUGAAUCGAAGUGUAUCAAAUUUGAAAUCGACGACAAUAAUGGUAAAAUGAAAUACUUGAUCCAUUACAAUGGUUGGAAUAAAAAUUGGGACGAAUGGGUGCCGGAAGAUCGUGUCUUAAAAUACAACGACGAAAAUUUACAACUUCAGAAGGAUUUAAAAUUACGUUAUCCCAAUGUUAGAAGAACAAGGAAAAAGAUGGGCGAAAAGGAGAAAGGUGCCUCUACACCGUCCGCUAUCGAUAAAGCUACAUCCAGAGUGGAGCCAACCAGAAGAAAACGAGGAAGAAAUGAACAGUCCAUAGAAUCGGAGGACGGGGUAACAGCGAAAGGCGAAAUCAAAAUUAAACUACCAGAAGAAAUGAAACGUUGGUUAAUCGAUGAUUAUGAUUUCAUUAAUAGACAGAAACGGCUGAUCAAGUUGCCUAGAAAAUUUGCAGUUGAUGACAUUCUUGACAGUUACAUAAAGGAAAAGCGUGGAUCACCAGCUGCUGUAAGUGGCUUAGCAAGAGAGAUUACUCUUGGACUUCGAACCUAUUUCAAUUCCAUGUUAGGAUCCCAACUGCUAUAUAAAUUUGAACGUCCGCAAUAUGCAGAGAUUUUAAAGACAAACUCUAAAGAUACGUCAUUGUCACAGAUUUACGGCGCAGAGCACCUUCUAAGAUUGUUUGUCAAGCUUGGUAAUGUGAUGACAUAUACAACGUUAGAUGAAAAAAAUAUAAACCUUGUACAGCAUUUCGUCGAUGAUAUACUUAUGUAUAUACAUCGAAAUGAAUCUAUAUUUCUAACUUCGGAAUAUGAAACAGCACCACCGGAAUAUAAUAGAAAACUUAUCUAA
Trichoplax adhaerens is the source of this 906-nucleotide messenger RNA. RefSeq lists its product as uncharacterized. Gene Ontology annotation, cellular component: nucleus; NuA4 histone acetyltransferase complex. The transcript has 11 exons. Lineage: Eukaryota; Metazoa; Placozoa; Uniplacotomia; Trichoplacea; Trichoplacidae. The coding region runs from base 1 to 906 and encodes 301 amino acids. Gene Ontology annotation, biological process: regulation of DNA-templated transcription; chromatin organization. The record is from RefSeq and is a predicted model, not a curated record.